AUGUCUGACGAAGAAGAAGUGUACACUGAUUCCGAAGAGGAAACUGGAGAUGGAGAUCCCGAAUUCGUUAAGAGGCAAGAAAUGAAAUCCUCAGCCUUAGACGAGCAGCUUAAAGAGUACAUUCAAGAAUGGCGCAAACAACGGUCAAAGGAAGAAGACGACUUAAAGAAGUUGAAGGAAAAACAGGCCAAGCGCAAGGUGAUGAGAGCGGAAGAAGAGAAGAGGAUGGCCGAGAGAAAAAAGCAAGAAGAAGAACGCAGACAAAGAGAAGUGGAAGAAAAGAAACAAAAGGACAUUGAAGAAAAACGUAAACGUCUGGAGGAGGCCGAGAAAAAACGACAAGCUAUGAUGGCUGCCCUCAAGGAACAAACAAAUAAAUCGAAAGGACCCAACUUCACCAUUAGCAAAAAAGAAGGCGCGUUGAGUAUGACAUCUGCCCAACUUGAACGCAACAAGACCAGAGAACAGAUCGAAGAAGAAAAGAAAAUAUCGUUGAGCUUCAGAAUCAAACCGUUGACCAUCGAAGGUUUCUCUGUGCAAAAACUCCAAUUCAAAGCCACUGAACUCUGGGACCAGAUCAUCAAGCUGGAAACAGAAAAGUACGAUUUGGAGGAAAGGCAGAAGAGACAAGAGUACGACUUGAAAGAGUUGAAAGAACGUCAAAAGCAACAGCUCCGCCACAAGGCUCUGAAGAAGGGUCUUGACCCCGAAGCCCUAACCGGCAAAUACCCACCCAAGAUCCAAGUCGCUUCCAAGUACGAGAGGCGAGUGGAUACAAGGUCCUAUGAUGACAAAAAGAAGCUGUUCGAAGGAGGUUAUAUGGAAACCACUAAAGAAUCGAUGGAAAAACAAUGGACAGAAAAGAGUGACCAAUUCGGUGGCCGCGCUAAGGGACGGUUACCGAAAUGGUUCGGCGAACGUCCGGGCAAGAAGAAGGAUGACCCAGACACACCCGAAGAGGAAGAGCUCAAGAAGAACGAGGAAGAUGAAGAACCUUUCGGCUUACCUUCCGACGAAGAAGCUGAGGAAGAAGUCGAAGAGGAAGAAGAGGAGGAGGAAGAAGAGGAAGAAGAGGAAGAAGAGGAGGAAGAGGAAGAAGAAGAGGAAGAGGAAGAGGAAGAGGAAGAAUAA
This is a messenger RNA of Macrosiphum euphorbiae (potato aphid), 1131 nucleotides long. The record is from the annotation of a GenBank genome assembly. NCBI's taxonomy places the organism in Eukaryota, Metazoa, Arthropoda, Insecta, Hemiptera, Aphididae.